Messenger RNA from Moesziomyces antarcticus, 672 nucleotides. RefSeq lists its product as uncharacterized. Lineage: Eukaryota; Fungi; Basidiomycota; Ustilaginomycetes; Ustilaginales; Ustilaginaceae. The record is from RefSeq and is a predicted model, not a curated record. Bases 1 to 672 code for a protein of 223 amino acids. The transcript is spliced from 4 exons.
AUGGCGGCGCGCGCAUUACUCCGGUCGGCGUCGGUCGCCUUGCUUAUCCGCUCCAAGCCCAAGACGCUGCACGUCGUGUUCCUGGAUCAGCACCUGUCCGAGUCGGCAGGAUGGGCUCGACAAGCUGGUCUUUGCAGCGCGGCUCCUGGCCAUGCCGCCAUCGAUCGCCUCGCUUCCGAUGUUGGAGGAUCAGGAUUGGGUGCUUCGGUGCAGAGACGGUGGGCGUCCGUGGAAGCAAGAGUGGAAAGUCAAAGGGUCACCGGCAGCUUCCAUCUCAGCCGCAAUCUUCACGAGCCAGGGUCGGCACUGAGGCAGGAGAGUGCGCCAGUCCUUGCCAGCAGCAAAUCUCUGAAACCAUCAGAUCCGCGGAAAGAUGCCAAUCCGAGUCGGAUCUCGGAUCAAGAACAAGGUCUCACAAAACAGUGGUCGAUUCUCCGACGACCUCCAGGCAAGGGACGCGACAGCUCGCCAAAAUUUCAGGAACGAGCUGACGCCGGAGGUCACAGCGCGCGAUCGGUGUUGAAAAGCAGGGACCCACCGCAAGAUGGGCAGAGAAGAGAGUCUAAAUCAGGCUCUGCGAAAAAAGCAGGAACCAGCUCCGACGUACGUAUCCAGAUUCCUGGUCCUCGCGGCAAGCGUGCGAGAGGCUCCGAUGGUAUCUUCUUGGCCUAG